UUUAUCACAUUAAGUGGGCCGGUUAUUUUCAAGGAAUUAAAACUUUUGUAUCCAAAUACUGAUCUAGAAAAUGUAGGCUACGAUGAAAUGGUUAAGAAGUUGAAAGCGCGCUUAGACAAGACGGAGUCUGAUCUAGUGCAACGUUUAAAGUUCAAUAUUAGAGUACAGCAGCCGGAUGAAUCUUUGGAAGACUUCGUGCUGUCUGUUAAACUUCAGGCCGAAUUUUGUAACUUUGAGACUUUUAAAGAAAUGGCCAUUAGAGAUCGGAUCGUUGCGGGAAUCAGUGAUAAAGUUCUCCAGCAAAGGCUCUUAAAUGAGGAGAAAUUAACACUAGGUAGCGCGGAAAAAAUGAUUGCCACAUGGGAAAUAGCUCGAAAUAAUGCUAAAAAUAUGGAUUGUGCUGGCGGUAAUUUUCUGCAACAAAUCUCAGCAGUGAAUAGUAUGGGGGCAGCAACUGGGGCUAGAUUUAAACAAUUAGCUGCAACAUUGAAUUUGGCGUCAAAGGACAAUGGAAGUGUUGAGCGUAAUAGGGGACCAGUUAAAAAUAGAUUGGGAUAUUCUCCAUACCAAAAGCAACAAUGGCGAACUAGACAAUGGCACGGUAGUCCGGAUCAAGAAAGACAACGAUCAAAUCGAGCACAAUCCGGCUUAGGGGGAAAUCGUUCCUGGAAACGUCCCGACUAUUCACAGAUGGUCUGUGACUUCUGUGGAGUGAAGGGGCACAUAAAGCGGAAGUGCUUCAAAUUGAAGAAUAUGCAGAGGGAUGCAGUGAACAUGGUGGAGGCUAACGGAACAGACAAUAAUCAGGAUGAAUACUUGAGUGAUUUGGUGAAGCGAAUGCGGACGGAAUCGGAUAGCAAUGAUGAAGCAGACGGUUCAAAUUGGAAGCGUUCCAAUCGUGGCCCAUCGAGGGCAGUUGCGUUUGAGUAAGGAGCGAAACGAUUACCAAAAACCGAUUAUCCGCUGGAGCCUGAGACAACGGCAGCCGGCAUCUAGAGCAGAAAGUGAGGAGUUUCGCGGGUUCUCAGAAAGUGAGAUGAGAGGAAGAAAGCGUAAGCAUGCGAAUGCGCAUGCGGUCGAAAAUUCGACAAACGAAGAAGUAUUGCCGGAGUCUACUCCAAGGCGCUCGAAGAGAUUAAGAAAAAUGAUAGUAGAUAAGGAUUUUGUGUACUCGAACAUUGAUCAUCAUCUAAAAGAUUAGAGUUCCCAGAAUAUGAAUUUGUUUAUAAAAGUGUGAAAUAAUAAUUAGCUAUUAAGCAUCGAACAAGAAGUUUAGAUUUUAAGAUGAUGAGAUAAGAUAAUCUUUCCAAGGGGGAAGAGCUGUGGUAUACACAUUUAGUGUGUAACCGACAGGCGAAAUGACGUUAAACGGAUAACGGCGUACUCGGUGAACCAACGUCGAUUUAGGUA
Molecule: messenger RNA, 1410 nt
Organism: Armigeres subalbatus
Lineage: Eukaryota; Metazoa; Arthropoda; Insecta; Diptera; Culicidae
Exons: 2
Coding region: 860-1201 (113 amino acids)
Source: RefSeq, a predicted model, not a curated record